Pieris brassicae (large cabbage white) is the source of this 1080-nucleotide messenger RNA. RefSeq lists its product as uncharacterized. NCBI's taxonomy places the organism in Eukaryota, Metazoa, Arthropoda, Insecta, Lepidoptera, Pieridae. The transcript has 3 exons. Gene Ontology annotation, molecular function: transmembrane monodehydroascorbate reductase activity. The record is from RefSeq and is a predicted model, not a curated record. The coding region runs from base 39 to 731 and encodes 230 amino acids.
AACCACUCAUCCUUUAGCGCUUCUCGCGGACAGACAAAAUGACAGUGGACAUCGAAAGUAGUAAAGUUGAGGGUGGGCCAUAUGUACUGAAGAUUUUUCAGGCAACGCUAAAUAUUCUAUCCCACCUUUUGAUUGGUUUAGUUGUGGGAAUUUGUCUUAUUUUCUCCUUAAAUCCAUUUCGAUUGCCGUUGGGAAGUACUCCGCAACACAUAGUAUUAUGUGUAAUUGGGUACCAACUCCUCAUGGCGGAAGCUAUACUUAGUUUAUCUGCUGACAAUGGGUGGUCCGGAGUCUUAAGAUUCAGAGACAAGAGACGAGCGCAUACCAUUCUUCAAGUUGUCGGCUCUGCUUUAGCACUUGCUGGAAGUUUCAUCAAGAUGUUGGACAAGACUCAGAAUUUCAACACUUUACAUGGACAAUUUGGUCUCGUAGCCGUUGUAUUCACCAGUGUGAGUCUCGUCAAUGGGCUUACUUCCCUUUACGCGUUCGAAUGGCGACGUUUCUGUCCCGGAAACAUUUCUAAAAUCACCCACAUUUGCUUCGGAAUAGUCGCUUUUGCUGCUGCCUCCAUCAGCCUUUGCUACGGUUUCGACAAAGCCUUUUUCCGGGUCUGGGCUACUGAUAACUUCACUAACGCACUCAUAGGAUGUACAGCUGCAUUCACUGCCAUCAUAAUUAUUAACCCAACCAUCAACUUCUUUAAGAAAACCUACAAUUUGGUUUCUAAUUAAUUUGUGUUUUUCUUAAUUCUAUAAUUACGGGAAUCUCAAAUGCAGAUUAAACAUUGACUUAAGAAUGUUAUUCAACAUUUAUUUAAUAACAAUCGGUUAUUGGCAGAUACCGAGAAAAAUGUAUUUUUUAGAGAUUCAAUAGAUUUAGCGAUAUCUAGUCCGUGCAUGAUGUACUUGACUUCCUACACAAUAUAACAACUCGUUGGACGGAUAUAGACGCCAAUUCAAAACAUAGUUUUAAUAACUAGACGUUUUGAGUGAUUUAUAACAUCAGUAGUAUUUAAAAUUUUCUAUAUGUAUAACUUAACUUAUUGUAAAUAAAUGUAUAUUUAAUGAGCGAAUUAAACAA